GUAGAGGGACUGGGUGCAGAGUUAUGCAUUAACGGAAAGACUUGUAAGCGGCGGGAUUCAUAGCACACUGCUUCAUGACAUUGUGGGGUCGGUAGAAUAAUUCCGGUCUUGGCUUGAUCAUCAGGUGCAGCGGCAGUCGGAGAACCAGUCGUACUGAGAGUUGGCCUCUCCACGUUCAUACUUAGACUCUAAAGUGAAGACCAAUGACAUUAUUAUUGAAGACAACACCACUGAUAAAGACUCGCGAAGUCUCUGCGAGUUUAUGCUUUGCACAAUGACCCGCAUCAGAGACGAAAACAAGCAUUCCAGUCUUUCACUAAUCAAAGACAAAAAUGAAGAAGAGAACAUUAAACACAUAUUUCUAUGCUUCUUUGAACAAUCCCCUUAUUUCCUCUCGGGGAUUGAACAAACUGAUAUUUUGAAAACCCUAUCCAUGCUGCUCAAUACCUCUCCUACCGUUGGUUUGGUAUUGCAUCCCAUGAAAAAGGCGGUGGCAUCGUGUAAGAAGGCAGUGUAUAACGUUAAGUUUUCUCCCUUAAAAUUGCUACAAAACUUCAAGAUGUAUCCUAUAGACGGUUUUACUGAAGAAAAAAGCAAGGACUCACGAGUAAUUGGAAAGCCUGCCAGCGGUCUGAAACGCCUUACCUUAAAGUCCUUCCCAUUAAAUGAAUGGGAAAUAUCCAGCGCUUUGCUUGGUUUUCUUUGUGGAGAAACGGUACCGAAACCCCUCCUGUCCUUUGGAACGCCAAUAGAUUACUGUCGGCCCUCAGUAAAACAAGUGAUGGAGCUGUGUAGCAAGGUGAAAGCUAUCAGAUGUAUUUUUGAUCUCAUAAAAGAAAGCGAUUUGGAAACAGAUGUUGUCCAUUCUGAAAUCGCAAGCCACAUUUUGAGAGGAUGGAACGAUGGCUGCAUUCCAAAAGUAAAAGAUACGCCAAGCCAUUUCCUAGAUGUUUUUAUCCAAAGUCUUAGCGCAUAUGUUGAUGCUUGCAUCAAAGUCACACAACAAAGCAGUGACUCCAUACCAACUGAGGAAGACACGCCUGUUGACAAACAGAAAGCUAAAGUUCCCGCCAUGACAAAGGCUGGUCUGAAGAAACACAUGGCGUCGCUACGGCAGAUGUGGUGUCAGGAGUACUCUGCUGGUCUAGCCGAGGAGUUGCUACGCGAAGAUCGGCAGCGAGCCCUCCGUCGGUUUGGAAAAGAACAGGGACUGAAACAGUAUGAGAUAGAUAACAUCCUGAACAGGAGUAGCGCCAGCCUACAGAAGAAGGGAUACAGGUUGAUGGAGGACUGGCAACACGGACGGGGCGGCUCCAUCGUGCGCAGGGGGAAACAGCUGGAGGAGGAACAGCUUAUAGAGACGAUGAAAGCUCUUAAACGUGAUAGAAAGUUUCCCAAAGAUAAGGAUACUUAG
Branchiostoma floridae (Florida lancelet) is the source of this 1414-nucleotide messenger RNA. RefSeq lists its product as uncharacterized. The record is from RefSeq and is a predicted model, not a curated record. The coding region runs from base 263 to 1414 and encodes 383 amino acids. Gene Ontology annotation, molecular function: protein binding. The transcript has 4 exons. NCBI's taxonomy places the organism in Eukaryota, Metazoa, Chordata, Leptocardii, Amphioxiformes, Branchiostomatidae. Gene Ontology annotation, biological process: signal transduction.